GUUGGGGUACACCUAUCUGAGACUCAAAGACAGUCAUAUGGAAAUUCUCAAUAAGGACGAUGAGAUUGAAAGGUAGGGCUUUGCUCAGAACAUAAUUCCUGAUUGAUCCAUCUUUUAUUUUGGCCUUUCAUAUUUCACAGCUUCCUGUGAAACCAUAGAGUAUUCAUGUUUAAGUUACGCAUGCAUAUCUCAAGUUAUUAAUUGAUUCCAAAUAAUUUAAUAAGUUCAUUCUGACCAUAUUUCUGCCCAUUGGCAAACCGUACGUGCUUUGGUUUAUGUGAAGGAUGUCAGUAAACAUUUUAGCAAAAAUACAACUUCCUUAUAGUAAGACAACACUGCCAAGAAAAAUGGUAUAAAUAGCAGGUUUGGAUCCCACAGGCACCACUUGUAAAACAUCAGUAUCUACAUCCCUCUCUGCAGUGGGCUGUCUAUGCAACUGAAGUUUUAAGAGCGAACGAAUGAGGAAGAAAGGGAGGGAGAUAAACAGGGAAGUAAACAGAGAGGAAGAGAAAAGGGAAGGAAAGAGGAGGAUGAUUAAUCUGUUAAAAUAACUUUUAAUCUGACUGUUCUGUCUUUGCUUGUAACAGUCUUUGCUUGUCUCUAGCCACUCUUAUUGCUGUGUACAUUGUUAGAGAAUGUCCAGUGUGUUAUGUCUGAUACUAAGGGAGUCGUCUCCUCCUGUGUCUGUGUUCCAGGUUUGAGCUGCUUCACGUGCUCAACUUUGACUCUGUCAGGAGGAGAAUGAGCGUCAUUGUCAAGUCUAGCGCAGGUAACACUCAUACACACACUAUCUCGUUCACAUAAUACUAAAUAGAAACUAACAGACAUUCAGAUACAUACAAUAUGUAUUCAAUUAAAUCUAUGUGUGUUUGUGUGUCCUCAGGGGAGUACCUGUUGUUCUGUAAGGGGGCAGACAGCUCCAUCUUUCCCAGGGUGGUGUCAGGGAAGGUGGAGCAGGUGAGGGCACGGGUGGAGCAGAACGCUGUGGUAAGUCUACACACACACACACACUCUGUAUCAUCUCUUUCUUUGAAGAAAAAUAUAAACGCAACAUGUAAAGUGUUGGUCCCAUGUUUCAUGAGCUGAAAUACACUUGACAGAUGUGUCAAGUUUUGAGGGAGUGUGCAAUUGGCAUGCUGACUGCAGGAAUGUCCACCAGAGCUGUUGCCAGAUCAUUUAAUGUUCAUUUCUCUACCAUAAGCUGCCUCCAAUGUCGUUUUAGAGAAUUUGGCAGUACGUCCAACCGGCCUCACAACUGCAGGCCACGUGAAACUACGCCAGCCCAGGACCUCCACAUCCGGCUUCUUCAUCCAGCAACCCGGACAGGUGACGAAACUGUAGUAUUUCUGCACAAACUGUCAGAAACCGUCUCAGGGAAGCUCAUCUGCGUGCUCGUCGUCCUCACCAGGGUCUUGACUUGACUGCAGUUCGGUGUCGUAACCGACUUCAGUGGGCAAAUGCUCACCUUCGAUGGCCACUGGAACGCUGGAGAUGUGUGCCCUUCACAGAUAAAUCCCGGUUUCAACUGUACCGGGCAGUGUAUGGUGUCGUGUGGGCGAGCGGUUUGCUUAUGUCAAUGUUGUGAACAGAGUGCCCCAUAGUGGCGGUGGGGUUAUGGUAUGGGCAGGCAUAAGCUACGGACAACGAACACAAUUGCAUUUUAUCUAUGGUCAUUUCAAUGCAGAAAUACCGUGACAAAAUCCUGAGGCCCAUUGUUGUGCCAUUCAUCUGCCGUCAUCACCUCGGCAGAUGUUUCAGCAUGAUAAUGCACAGCCCCAUGUCGCAAGGAUCUGUACACAAUUCCUGGAAGCUGGAAAUGUCCCAGUUCUUCCAUGGCCUGCAUACUCACCAGACAUGUCACCCAUUGAGCAUGUUUGGGAUGCUCUGGAUCGACGCGUACGACAGCGUGUUCCAGUUCCCACCAAUGUCCAGCAUCUUCCCACAGCCAUUGAAGAGGAGUGGGACAACAUUCCACAGGCCACAAUCAACAGCCUGAUCAAUUCUAUGCGACGGAGAUGUGUCGCACUGCAUGAGGCAAAUGGAGAUCACGGCAGAUACUGACUGGUUUUCUGAUCCACGCCCCUACCUUUAUCUUUAAUGUAUCUGUGACCAACCGAUGCAUAUCUGUAUUCCAAAUCAUGUGAAAUCCAUAGAUUGGAGCCUAAUGAAUUUAUUUCAAUUUACUGAUUUCCUUAUAUGAACUGUAACUCAGUAAAAUCUUUGAAAUUGUUGCAUUUUGCGUUUUAUAUUUUUGUUCAGUGUAGAUACAGACACCAAAACCCUUAAUCGCGCAACUUCGCCCUAAUACUUCUACUCCUAAUAUGCCUAUACCAUAACCAAAACUCCAGAUAUAUAUCUUGAGUCUCACAACCCUGAACGAUAUACCUGCUAUGGUCAUAGUACUGUGGCUACUAUGAUCUUAAAGGGGCAAUCCGCUGUUGAGCUGAGGAAUGGGGCUGGAGAAAUGUAACCACUCUCAAAUUCAUAGACCGCUAUGGAUGCACUAUUUAAAUUCAUAGACCGCAAUGGAUGCAAGGACUGACCAUCCAUGAUAUCAAAAGUAUAGUUUUAACCAUGUUUUGUGGCUAUACAGUGUGUGUUUACAUUUACUUUGUUUACAAACAUUGGAGUAAAACAAGCUUAUAUUUUGUGUUCUGAUGGGGUACGACAGUUGAACUUAGCUCAUGAGGCAUUUAUAAGCAGUGGUGGAAAAAGUACCCAAUUUGUCAUACUUGAGUAAAAGUAAAGAUACCUUAAUAGAAAAUGACAAGUAAAAGUGAAAGUCACCCAGUAAAUUAUGACUUGAGUAAAAGUCCAAAAGUAUUUGGUUUUAAAUAUACUAGAGUAUCAAAAGUAAAAGUAUAAAUCAUUUAAAAUUCCUUAUUAAGCAAACCAGACGGCACCAUUAUCUUCUUUUUUUUUUUUUUACUGACAGCCAGGGGCACACUCCAACACUCAGACAUCAUUUACAAACGAAGCAUGUGUGUUUAGUGAGUCGGCCAGAUCAGAGGCAGUAGGGAUGACCAUGGAUGUUCUCUUGAUAAGUGUGUGAAUUGGACCAUUUCCCUGUCCUGCUAAGCAUUCAAAAUGUAAUGAGUACUUUUGGGUGUCAGGGAAAAUGUAUGGAGUAAAAAGUCCAUUAUUUUCUUUCGGAAUAUAGUGAAGUAAAAGUUGUCAAAAAUAUAAAUAGUAAAGGACAGUACAGAUACCCAAAAAACAACUUAAGUAGUACUUUAAAGUAUUUUUACUUAAGUACUUUACACCACUGUUUAUAUAUAAGUUUAAUGUUGUUCAAUAAUAAGUCCAAAAAUGGAUGUAGCAACUGCAGAUCGUCCCCUUUAACAGACAACCUUAACCAUAAUCUCUUUCACUCAACUGAGUCUCUCCUUUACCUCUGUAAGGAGGGCUUGCGGACCCUGUGUGUGGCCUACAGGAGUCUGUCCCCAGCGGAGUACAAGGAAGCAUGUUAUCAGCUGAGCAACGCCAAGCUGGCACUGCAGGACAGGGAGCAACGGCUGGCACAGGCUUAUGACCUCAUCGAGAGGAACUUCACCCUGCUGGGGGCUACGGCUGUGGAGGACAGGUAGGAGAGAAAGGGGAGGCAGAGGGGGGAUUGGCGAGAGGAGGCGGCGUGAGAGAGAGGAGGGGGAAGGAGCAAGAGGAAGAUGGGAAGGAGGAGUUGGGGAGAAAAAGAGCGCGAGAGAGAGGAGAGGAAAUGGGAUGGAGAUGGAGAUUCAGGGAGAAACAGCGGUAGGGAUGAGAGAAAGGGAGCCAGUAAAGGAGGAAGUGAGAGAGAGAUGUAAGGGAGAUUUACUAUCAUGGAUUCCCUGAUUGAUGACAGCUUGUUUUCUAAUCAUCUAGCCCUCUGAUGUAUGGUACACAUUGACCUGGCCAUGUAUAUUAGUCAUCAAUAACUGGACUGAGUUGAUCAGUGUGUUAACCCAUCAGCUGCUGGCUGAGGAGACUUAUUGACUACAGUAGUUAUCAAUGACCACAAAGGAAAUACUCUUAACUCUUCCUCGGCCUUGAUUGUUUUUACAAUGGUGUAGAAUCAAUGUACUAAUUUAAUCAGGAUUUAGUCAAUCUUGAAUUUAUAAAGUUAUACGUUAUAUUUUUAAAUAAUCAAUAUAAAACGAAUAGGUUGUUGAUCAAUAAUGUCAUCAUUUCUAUCUUGCACUUGCAUACUUUGAAACGUCCAUACAGCCUAUUGUGACGUGUAAUGCUAACAACCUAUUGACUGCUGUGCAGGCUCCAGGAGAAGGCAGCAGACACCAUUGAGUCUCUCCAUAAGGCUGGGAUGAAGGUGUGGGUGCUGACGGGGGACAAGAUGGAGACGGCGGCGGCUACGUGCUACGCUAGCAAGCUGUUCCGCAGCUCCACACAGAUACUGGAGCUGACCAAGAAACGCACAGAGGAACAGAGUCUACAUGACGUUCUGUUUGACCUGAGCAGGACUGUACUCGGACAACGCUCCCUGUCAGGGUAGGCUACACACACACACACACACACACACACACACAUGCAUGUAGACAUGCAUGCACUCACACACAACAAUGUACAUGUUUUGUGUUCCUAUGUUUCGUGUGUGUGUUUGUGUAUAUGUACAGUAUGUGUGUAUCACUGUGUGUUAUUUCCCCAGGCUGUCUGUGGACUGUCAGGACUAUGGUCUGAUCAUCGACGGGGCCACCCUGUCUGCUGUGCUGAAGCCCAGUCCAGAGAGCUCUGGCUCGGGGAACUACAGAGAGAUCUUCCUGGAGAUCUGUAGGAACUGCAGCGCCGUGCUCUGCUGCCGCAUGGCGCCCCUACAGAAAGCACAGGUUGGUCUGAUGUCACUUCAUGUCUCACAUGGGAAACCAGUGAGCGAUAGUGGUUAGUCAGUUAGUUAGUUAGCCUGGUAAGUCAUUGUGAAUAAAUUGCCUUCUACUAUAAUGACCUGGUUAGGCAAGAGGCAGUAUUAUUUUGGUGUUUAAUGAGUUGUGGUAUGACUGUUGUCUCUCCAGAUUGUGAAGCUGAUCAAGGUAUCUAAGGAGCACCCCAUCACUCUGGCCAUCGGUGACGGAGCCAACGACGUCAGCAUGAUCCUCGAGGCACACGUGGGCAUCGGUGAGCUCAUCUCUGCACUGAUUGGCAAGCUCUUGUGUCUCUACUCUGAUUUGUGGGAAACAUCAGCUAAGCUAGCACUCAUCUCUAUUCUUUGAUUAGUGGGAGUCAUUAGCUCCCAGAUAUCUCAUUGGCGUCAAAACAGACACUAAAUAUUUCACUAAGACCUAUUAGUAUGUUUGUUUUCAUUCAAUCCAUCAAUCAAUCAAUCCCUCUCUCUCUUCUAAGGCAUCAUGGGUAAGGAGGGGCGCCAGGCGGCGAGGAACAGUGACUACGCCAUCCCAAAGUUCAAACACCUGAAGAAGAUGCUGUUGGUGCAUGGACACUUCUACUACAUCCGCAUCGCUGAGCUGGUGCAGUACUUCUUCUACAAGGUGAGCUUUACUACUGACACUAAUACUGGGCAUUUACUGGGCACACAUUUAAAUGGUUUAGUAUUGAAUGACACAACCUCGGACUCGGCACCACCUCAGCCUGGUGCCUUUCCCAGAAGAGAGAGCCAUUUGGUGAGCCAAAUGUCGAGGCAGGACACUGCAAGGAGCUGAAUGAGCGUUGAAUUAGGAACAAUGUUCAGUCCUCCCUUUCUCACUUUGUUUCUCCCACUUUCUCUCUCUCUCCAGAAUGUGUGCUUCAUCUUCCCUCAGUUCCUCUAUCAGUUCUUCUGUGGAUUCUCUCAGCAGGUAGGUGCUCAGACUCAACCCUAAAUGACGGUUGCCUAUAACCUAUCAUGGUUGCCUGUUUUGUCAUGUGUGGUCUGUAUAUUUCUGACUGUGCUCUGUGUGUGUCCCUGUGCAGCCCCUGUACGACACGGCCUACCUGACGCUGUACAACAUCAGCUUCACCUCACUGCCCAUCCUCCUCUACAGCCUCAUAGAGAAACAUGUCAGCAUAGAGACGCUCAAGAGAGACCCCACUCUGUACAGGUCAGAGGAACAUCCCAUUAAAACUGUUUUAAAAGACAAUGUAAUUCCCACACAGAAAAAAAGGUUUGAACCAAUUAUAUUGUUUUUUGUUUGUUUAAACAUUCUCUCUUUAUCUCCCCUCCUCUCUCCCCCUUCUCUCUCUCUUUCGCCGUCCCAGGGACGUAGCGAAGAACUCUCUCCUGCGCUGGCCUGUGUUCCUCUACUGGACGUGCCUGGGCUUGUUCAACGCCUGUAUCUUCUUCUUUGGUGCCUACUUCCUGUUCGACAACACCACCUUCACCAGCAACGGACAGGUGAGCCCUGGCAACCUUUUCUACGGCAACCGACGCAAGCAGAGCUCUGUUGGCAAGGAAGGACCAGUUGACAUGUUGCACCUAACCACAGAUCAAGGAUCAGAUGACCAAACCCCAAAUCAUAAGCAUUGACCAUUAGCUGGGUGCCAUUUGAGAUUCACUCACAGUGAUGGUUUAUAGAACACCCAUCCAUCUCCAUGUGAUUGUCCCAUAACACCAGACGUUGAAACAGGAGUAAUACAAUGUGGUCCGUUUCAGGUUAUCUAUGGGUAAGUUAUGGUCAGGUUGUGGUUAAUUUGUGUUCAUAGUCCAGAUGGAAUCUCAGUGGUCUUCUUUAGCUUGACAACCAUCAGGACUCCAUUCAUAUGGACAACGCUAUAGCAUCUUUCUCUGUAUUGUUGAUUUAUGUCAUAACUGUUUUGUAUUGCCUUUGGUCCUGUUUUUUCUCUUUAAGUUGAAACAUCCUGGAAUUCAUUUCCACUUUGUCCUGAUUAUUUUCUCUUCUUCUUCCUCUUCUGCUUCUUCUUUAUUUUUGCUUUACUUCCUGUUCCUCAGCUUAUGACCACCAACACACAGAUGGUAAGCCUGUAUCUCUCCCUCUCUCCCUGUCUCUCUAUCUAUCAUGUUCUUUUAGCUUCUGUUGGUUUUUAGUUACGAGUUUAGCUUUGAGCUUUACCGUUUCAUUCCGAAACAUCCAUCCAUCCCCACCUCCGACAUCCACCCCAUUCUGCCUGUAGUUGUUUAGUUCCACAUCUCUAGAGCGCCUCUACCCAGUCCAACACCAGACCUCACCAGCUCCACUCUACUAAUAUAGAUACACUAGUCUCUCCCUAAUAUUAUCCUUAUCUGUUGGUAGGAUAUUUAAUUGUGUGUGUGUGUGAGAGAGUGCAUGUGUGCGCAGUAGUAGUACAUAGACAAUGCAUUUUGUAAAAAAAAGCAGACUCUCUGCUGUUCUAAUAACAUGGGUUCAUUCUAGCUGCACUGUCUUGGGUGCCCUCUUUCACCCAAACUACAUAUAUGUUCACGUUAUCUAGUAUUUGUAGAGAGAUGUAUUUAGUAUAGAGAGAUUUAUUUCUAAUUGUCAUGCUCCUUGGGUAGGGACAUGAUUAUGGUGAUUAGGCCAGGGUGAGCAGUGAGAGGAGGACGGGGUAGUCAGGGAUGAGAACAUGGGGGUUCCAACUCCUCCACUAUGCUAAUGAAACGCAUCCCUUCUCUCACUCUACCUCUUCCUUCAUCUUUCUGACUACCUCUCGCUCCAUCUCUCUCUAUUGCUUUCUCCUUCCCCUUCUCUCCAAACUCUCCCUCUUGCUCUCCCUCUCCAUCUCCAUCUCUGACUCUACCUCUCCCUCAAUCUAUUUUGCUCUCUUCUCUCCUCUCUCUGCCGCGCUCUUCCUCCUCCUGUUCCUUCCUGAUGGCAGCUUUGAGGAGAGACCACACCCCCACCCCCUCAAAGAGCAGGAGAUGCAUCUCUGUAUCAGAGAGAGAAAUAGAGGGGGAUGGCUAAGGAAGAAAUGCAGAGUUGAUUUGCUCUAUUUAUAUUUUACGUCCUGCUUUUGCGCUCAAGUUUCAAGGUUAUUUACCAUCAUUUGCAUAAUAUGAGACAUACAGUGCCUUUGGAAAGUAUUCAGACCCCUUGACUUUUUCCACAUUUUGUUACGUUACAGCCUUAUUCUAAAAUGGAUUAAAUAAAUAUAAAUCCUCAGCAAUAUACACACAAUACUCCAUAAUGACAACGCGAAAAUAGGUUUUUGGAAAUUGUAGCAAAUGUAUUACAAAUAAACAACAGAAAUACCUUUUUUACAUAAGUAUUCAGACUCUUUGCUAUGAGGCUCGAAAUUGAGCUCAGGUGCAUCCUGUUUCUAUUUAUCAUCCUUGAUGUUUCUACAACUUGAUUGGAGUUCACCUGUGGUAGAUUAAAUUGAUUGGACAUGAUUUGGAAAGGCACACACCUGUCUUUAUAAGGUCCCACAGUUGACAGUACAUGUCAUGAGGUCAAAGGAAUUGUCCGUAGAACUCCGAGACAGGAUUGUGUCGAGGCACAGAUCUGGGGAAGGGUACCAAAAAAUGGCUGCAGCAUUGAAGGUCCCCCAAGAACACAGUGGCCUCCAUCAUUCUUAAAUGGAAGAAGUUUGGAACCACCAAGACUCUUCCUAGACCUGGCCGCCCGGCCAAACUGAGCAAUCGGGGGAGAAGGGCCUUGGUCAGGGAGGUGACCAAGAACCCGAUGGUCACUCUGACAGAGCUCUAGAGUUCCUCUGUGGAGAUGGGAGAACCUUCCAGAAAGGACAACCAUCUCUGCAGCACUCCACCAAUCAGGCCUUUAUGGUAGAGUGGCCAGACGGAAGCCACUUCUCAGUAAAAGGCACAUGACAGCCCGCAUGGAGUUUGCCAAAAGGCACCUAAAGACUCGCAGACCAUGAGAAACAAGAUUCUCUGGUCUGAUGAAACCAAGAUUAAACACUUUGGCCUGAAUGCCAAGUGUCUCGUCUGGAGGAAACCUGGCACCAUCCCUACGGUGAAGCAUGGUGGUGGCAGCAUCAUGAUGUGGGGAUGUUUUCAGUGGCAGGGACUGGGAAACUAGUUAGGAUCGAGGGAAAGAUGAACGGAGCAAAGUACAGAGAGAUCCUUGAUGAAAACCUGCUCCAGAGCACUCAGGACCGCAGACUGGGGGCGAAGAUUCACCUUCCAACAGGAAGGUUUUUGCUUUGUCAUUAUGGGCUAUUUUGUGUAGAUUGAGGGGAAAAAAACGAUUUAAUAAAUGUUAGAAUACGGCUGUAACGUAACAAUGUGGAAAAAGUCAAGGGGUUUGAACACCUUCUGAAGGCACUGUACGUAAAUAGGAUGCCAUACAAAUAACAGUAAAAUACUGUAUAUAAACUGAGUUUACAAAACAUUAGGAACACCUUCUCUUUCCAGGUGAAAGCUAUGAUCCCUUAUUGAUGUCACCUGUUAAAUCCACUUUAGUCAGUCUAGAUGAAGGGGAGGAGACAAGUUAAAGAAUAUAUACAGUGUGUAUGUAUGUAUAUAUAUAUAUAUAUAUAUAUAUAUAUAUAUAUAUAUAUAUAUAUAUAUAUAUAUAUAUAUAUACUUGGAAUCAAUGUAUCGAUAUAUAAUAUCUUCUAAGAUAGUAAUUAUACAGUAUAUAAUUUUUUUUGCUAGGUAGCGUUAGCUAGCAAUAGUUGGCUGUACCUGUGUCAACUCCUGUAUUUUUCAUCCUAUAGCUUGUUCUCCAUCUUUAAAAAAAAUAGUGAGCCAACAUGUUUUCAGCACUUUUAUUCCCAUAACUGAUCAAAACAAAUGUUCUCAUGCUUUCUCGUCUCUCUGCAGCAGACGUAUACAAAGCAAUACGUUUGGAACAUCAAAUCGCAAUAAUAUUGCAGUAUCAAAUCGCAAUACAUGCAGUGCCUAUCAUAAGUAUUCACCCCCCUUGGAUUUUUUCACAUUUUGUUGUGUUACAAAGUGGGAAUUAAAUGGAUUUAAUUGUGAUGUUUUGUCACUGAUCUACACAAAAUACUCCAUAAUGUCAAAUUAAUAAAAAAUAACAAAUGUUUUAGUUGCAUAAGUAUUCACCACCUUUGAUGGCAAGCCUAAAUAAGUUCAGGAGUAAAAAUGUGCUUAACAAAUCACAUAAUAAAUUGCAUUGGCUAUCUCUGUGUGCAAUAAUAGGGCUUAAAAUAUUUUUUUCAUGCCUCGUUAAGAAGAGCACCGAUUUGGUAGCUGUAUUAAAAUAAAAAAAGCAGACACAGAAUAUCCCUUUGAGCAUGGUGAAUCUAUUAAUUACACUUUGGAUGGUGUAUCAAUACACCCAGUCACUGCAAAGAUACAGGAGUCCUUCCUAACUGAGUUGCCGGAGAGAACGGAAACCGCACAGGGUUUUCAUUAUGAGGCCAAUGGUUAAUUUAAAACAGUUCCAGAGUUUAAUGGCUGUGAUAGGAGAGAACUGAGGAUGGAUCAACAACAGUGUAGUUACUCCACAAUCCUAACCUAAAUGACAGAGUGAAAAUAAGGAAGCCUGUACAGAAUACAAAUAUUCCAAAACAUGAAUCCUGUUUGCAAUAUGCAGUAAAGUAAAACUGAAAAAUAAAUUAACUUUUUGUCCUGGAUACCAAGCGUUAUGUUUGGGGCAAUUCCAACAUAUCUCUGAGUAUCACUCUCCACAUUUUCAAGCAUGGGGAAAGGGGAUACCUAGUCAGUUGUACAACUGAAUGCAUUCAACUGAAACGUGUCUUCCGCAUUUAACCCAACUCCUCUGAAUCAGAGCGGUGCGGGGGGCUGCCUUAAUUGACGUCCACGUCAUCGGCGCCCGGGGAGCAGUUGUUGGGGGUUAAUUGCCUUGCUCAAGGGCAGAACAGCAUAUAUUUCCACCUUGCCGGCUCGGUUAAUGGCCCAACGCUCUUAACCACUAGGCUACCUUCCGACCCUGGUGGUGGCUGCAUCAUGUUAUGGGUAUGCUUGUCAUCGGCAAGGACGGGAGUUUUUCAGGAUAAAAUUCAACAGAAUGGAGCUAAGCACAGGAAAAACUGGUUCAGUCUGCUUUCCACCAAACAAUGGGAGAGGAAUUCACCUUUCAGCAGGACAAUAACCUACAACACAAGGCCAAAUAUACACUGGAGUUGCUUACCAAGGAGACUGAGUUACAGUUUUUACUUAAAUCGGCUUCAGAAUCUAUGGCAAGACUUGAAAAUGGCAGUCUAGCAAUGAUUAACGACCGACUGGAAGAAUUUUGAAAAGAAUAGCCAAAUAUUGUACAAUCCAGGUGUGCAAAUCUCUUAGAGACUUACCCAGAAAGACUCACAGCUGUAAACACUGAUAAAGGUGUUUCUAACCAGUAUUGACUCAGAGGGGUGAAAUACUUAUCUAUUCAAUACAUAUUAGUUGUAUUUUUUUUUUUAUGAUGGAAUUUUUCUUCCACUUUGACAUUAUAGAGUAUACUGUGCAGAUCAUUGACAAAGAUUACAAUUAAAUUGAUUUUAAUUCCACUUUGUAACAAUAAAAUGUGAAGAAAUCCAAGUGGGGUGAAUACUUUAUAGAAUCGUGAGAAUCGCAAUACAUCGUAUCGGCAUAAUGUCGUAUCAUGAGGUCCCUUGCAAUUCCCAGCACUAAAAUGCAGGUGAAAUGGAAAUUGCUUGUUUUAGGAUCAAACGUUACAGGGUUUAGGGUUGUAAUACAGUCAUUAUAGUUGGUGCUCUGUGCUCAUAUAGGUGUGAAUGGUUUUAAAGAAGUCGAUGGUUUCAACAGAUGUCUCCCUGGAAAACUGAUCUUUAUCUCAAUGGGAUUAUGUGUAUAGAUAAAGAAUGGAUGAAAUGCAGUGUGUGCAUGAUGAGAUGGACUGUUCCUCCUCUCUAUUCUCCUCUAGAUGUUUGGAAACUGGACCUUCGGGACUCUCGUCUUCACUGUGCUGGUGUUCACUGUCACGCUCAAGGUGGGUUAGUGUGUGUGUGUGUGUGUAUGUGAGUGUUUGUGAAAGAGAGAAACUGAGUGAAUCUGAUAAUAGUGGAUUGCAUAAUCCCUUUGCAUGUGUGUGUAGCCUGUGUGUGAGAUAUUUGAUCGAGUAGACUUGCUCAUCAGUCAUUAGAGCUGUAUGCCCUGCAGGUGUGGCGAUUGAUUGAUGGACUGAUUGUGUGUGUGUGUAUCCUGUGUGUUGCAGCUUGCCUUGGACACACACCACUGGACCUGGAUCAAUCACUUUGUCAUCUGGGGCUCCCUGCUUUUCUAUGUCAUCUUCUCACUGCUCUGGGGAGGCAUCAUCUGGUACGCCUCUCAUUCUUACAACUAACUGAUUCUUACUCUGUACAUUAUUAGUAUCACUUAAACAUAGAUAUAGAAUAACUGGAUGUCAUCUCUCCCUCUCAUCAGGCCCUUCAUGAACUACCAGAGGAUGUACUACGUGUUCAUGCAGAUGUUGUCCAGCGGUCCGGCCUGGCUUGGCAUCAUCCUUCUCAUCACAAUCAGCCUGCUGCCUGACGUGGUCAAGAAGGUCCUCUGCAGAACCCUGUGGCCCACCGCCACCGAACGCGCA
Molecule: messenger RNA, 12335 nt
Organism: Coregonus sp. 'balchen'
Lineage: Eukaryota; Metazoa; Chordata; Actinopteri; Salmoniformes; Salmonidae
Source: the annotation of a GenBank genome assembly